This is a messenger RNA of Oikopleura dioica, 1218 nucleotides long. Lineage: Eukaryota; Metazoa; Chordata; Appendicularia; Copelata; Oikopleuridae. The record is from the annotation of a GenBank genome assembly.
AUGUCCGUACAAGAAGCGUCCGUGAUGAGCACUUAUUUGCCGACCACUCUUUUGGCUCAGCUAGAGGAAACCACACCAAAAAAUCUUCAUACACCUUCAUCAAGUAUUUCCAAUCUUUUUCUUCCAGAAGCCGAGUCCGAUGAGCCUCUCCAACUGGACAAAGCGCCAUCGACAAUGGCCCCAUCGACUAAAUUCGCAGUUAGAACACCUGCGCUGGACUUAUCAACAUCCGCUCAAGACGUCGAAGAGAUCGAUGAAAUGGACUACUCUUGGUACGACAGUGACACUAAAGCUUCAUUCUAUCCAAGAUCUCCAAUAGAAUGCUACAUGUACGAGUACUACCGGGAAAACGAAGAACCACUAACAAUCGCGGAAUGCUUGUUUCUUUACCAAAAGAUUCUGCGAUUUGGAAAUCCUGAAGAACGCAGAGUCACGGGGGUUCCCGCCACGUCUGUUCCAAGCAGAGUAGCAACAGAAGGAGCACUUGCAGAACAACAUACGGAACCAUACACCAUGUCGACUGCGGCGUCGAAAACAUUGGGAACACACGCGGGCGAGCAGACUCCGCUCGUUCCCCAACGCCCUUCCGAAGCGCCCGCGUCAUCAUGGGAGAUUUUUACAUCAGAGCCGUUCGUCGUCGCCGACUUGGGCAUUUUGGCAGCUUUCUCAGAAACCACUCUGAGUAGUAAUGAGGAUGAAUCUUCGGUCGAAUUUGCCGCAUCGUUGACCGCAAAUGAGCUAGUAACUGAGCCCAUGACCGAGACAGGGCCUCAAUCAGACUACGAUUGCGCGUCGAAAAAAUACACUUCUUACGACGGAAUCGAGCUCACGUUGGAAGAAUGCGAGAGCAUUCUGGCGCUGAUCCCCAGAGAUCUCCUUCCUCUUUAUAUGAAACAUUCAACAGUUGCAGUUCUCGAGAGUUUGCCGCCAUCUGCGUCCGAAAGUUCGCCAAAUGCGCCAAAAGCUUUUCUUCUUGAAUUGACUGGACUUCCUGAAUGCUCUGACGCAAAAGCCAGACAACUUUCCAAGCAUCUGGCGCGGAGAAAGGUCAAGACCCUUUCAAUAGAACGAAACUGUCCAAAUAUUUCUCUGCGGCUACAGCUCACUUCCGCUGCAACAAAGAAGCAUGUCAGCCAUCUACUACCACGAAUGCUCCAGAAAAUCUUCCGCGAAGAAGUCGCCUAUCGUCUCGUCCCAGCUGAUCCAAUCUCGGAGUAG